CACAGGGGACAGAGUCCGUCCCUCUAAAACCACUCUGUGUGGGGGACAGGACAGCCAGACCAAAGCUCACAGACCAGACUCUCCUGGACCUGGACCUGGACCUGGACCUGGACCCAGUUGUGUGUCCCUUAAAGAGAGACAAUUCUAAAAAAGAACCUCUGUGCUUUAAAGAUGGACACCCCUCCGAUCAAAAGGGUUGUGAUUCUACCAGGAUCCAACAUGAGAGACCAGACGCUACUGAACCUGGACACAGCUAUGUACCUGUUGAGAAUACAAAGUCCAUAAGUCCUCCUCUUUAUUUCAGAAGAAAACUUCCUUCAGAGACUCAGUUUACGCUGCAGAGAGCAGAAUAUCCUGCGCUGAGCGAUGUGUCCAAGAAGAGUGAAGCCCCUCGUUCUUUCCCUCGGUUUUUCAAAUCUGGCCAAAAUAUUGACCAGCAGGGAGCAGAACGUGCGGCACCCAAAUGUGUGUCCAUGAAGAAUAACCCAUUUCGAGAAAAUUAUAGGAUGGUGAAGAGAAGAACGCCUCUCUGUGUAGUUCAUCAGCAGAGCUCAGAAGUUCCCAGCAGUCAAAGUGUCCAUGUGCCUCAACCAGACCUGGACUCCAUUUUUCAGCUGCUUGAGCAACACAUUGUCAGUUUUGUGAAGAAAGAGCUGAAGAAGGUCCAGAAAUUUCUGAGCUCAGAUUAUAAAGAAUGCUUAGAGAGUCAAACUGAGGAUGAUGAGGUGUUGGGCGAUGAGGAUGAAGAGCAGAGGAGGAGCAGCAGAGAGGCAUUUCUGAAGAUCACCCUGAACUUCCUGAGGAGAAUGAAGCAGGAGGAGCUGGCGGACCGUCUGCAGAGACGAACUGUUGCUGCAGUGUGCCAACAUAAACUUAAAUCUAACCUGAAGAAGAAGUUCCAGUGUGUGUUUGAGGGCAUCGCUAAAGCAGGAACCCCGACCCUCCUGAAUCAGAUCUACACAGAGCUCUAUAUCACAGAGGGAGGGACUGCAGAGGUCAAUGAUGAACAUGAGGUCAGACAGAUUGAAGCAGCAUCCAGGAAACCAGUCAGACCAGAAACAACCAUCAGACAAGAAGACGUCUUUGAAGGCUCACCUGGACGAGACGCACCGAUCAGAACAGUGAUGACAAAGGGAGUGGCUGGCAUCGGGAAAACGGUCCUAACACAGAAGUUCACUCUGGACUGGGCUGAAGACAAAGCCAACCGGGACAUCCAGUUCACGUUUCCAUUCACGUUCAGAGAGCUGAAUGUGCUGAAAGAGAAAAAGUACAGCUUGGUGGAGCUUGUUCAUCACUUCUUUACUGAAACCAAAGAAGCAGGAAUCUGCAGGUUUGAAGACUUCCAGGUCGUCUUCAUCUUUGACGGUCUGGAUGAGUGUCGACUUCCUCUGGACUUCCACAACAACGAGAUCCUGACCGACGUCUCAGAGUCCACCUCAGUGGAUGUGCUGCUGACAAACCUCAUCAGGGGGAAACUGCUUCCCUCCGCUCGCCUCUGGAUAACCACACGACCUGCAGCAGCCAAUCAGAUCCCUCCUGAGUGCGUUGACAUGGUGACAGAGGUCAGAGGGUUCACCGACCCACAGAAGGAGGAGUACUUCAGGAGGAGGUUCAGAGACGAGGAGCAGGCCGGCAGGAUCAUCUCCCACAUCAAGACUUCCCGAAGCCUCCACAUCAUGUGCCACAUCCCAGUCUUCUGCUGGAUCACUGCUACAGUCCUGGAGGACGUGUUGGAGACCAGAGAGGGAGGACAGCUGCCCGAGACCCUGACUGAGAUGUACAUCCACUUCCUGGUGGUUCAGACCAAACUGAAGAACAUCAAGUAUCAUAAAAGUACUGAGACAGAUCCACACUGGAGUCCAGAGAGCAGGAAGAUGAUGGAGUCUCUGGGAAAACUGGCUUUUGAGCAGCUGCAGAAAGGAAACCUGAUCUUCUACGAGUCCGACCUGACAGAGUGUGGCAUCGAUAUCAGAGCAGCCUCAGUGUACUCAGGAGUGUUCACACAGGUCUUUAAAGAGGAGAGAGGACUGUACCAGGACAAGGUCUUCUGCUUCGUCCAUCUGAGUGUUCAGGAGUUUCUGGCUGCUCUUCAUGUCCAUCUGACCUUCAUCAACUCUGGUAAUCUGAUGGAAGAACAACAAAGAAUCAUCCGGCUGCCUAAAGUCUUAAGAGUCAAACCUGAACUAACACAUCUCCACCAGAGUGCUGUGGACAAGGCCUUACAGAGUCCAAAUGGACACCUGGACUUGUUCCUCCGCUUCCUCCUGGGUCUGUCCCUGCAAAUCAAUCAGACACACCUACAAGGUCUGAUAACACAGACAGGAAGUAGUUCGGAGACCAAUCAGAAAACAGCCAAGUACAUCAAGAGGAAGAUUAACGAGGAUCUGUCUGCAGAGCGAAGCAUCAACCUGCUCCACUGUCUGAAUGAACUGAAUGAUCGUUCUCUGGUGGAGGAGAUCCAGACUUACCUGAGAUCAGGACGUCUGUCCACAGAUAAACUGUCUCCUGCUCAGUGGUCAGCUCUGGUCUUCAUCUUACUGUCAUCAGAAGAAGAUCUGGACGUGUUCGACCUGAAGAAAUACUCUGCUUCAGAGGAGGCUCUUCUGAGGCUGCUGCCAGUGGUCAAAGCCUCCAACAAAGCUCUGCUAAGUGGUUGUAACCUGUCAUGGCGAAGCUGUGAAGCUCUGUCCUCAGUUCUCAGCUCUCAGUCCUCCAGUCUGAGACACCUGGACCUGAGUAACAACGACCUGCAGGAUUCAGGAGUGAAGCUGCUCGCGGUUGGACUGGAGAGUCCUCAUUGUAGACUGGAAACUCUCAGUCUAUCAGGCUGUCUUAUCACAGACACUACUGCUCUGGCCUCAGCUCUGGGCUCCAACCCAUCCCACCUGAGAGAGCUGGACCUGAGGCACAACUUUUUAGGGGACUCAGGAGUGAAGCUGCUGUCGACUGAACUUGAAGAUCCACAUUGGCGACUGGAGACUCUCAGGGUGGACCAUGUUGGAGACACUGAUACCUGGUCUACAGUACUAUAUCUGUGAACACACUGAACACAAACAGCUGACGGAUACCCCAAACUGUCUGAAAACAACGACGUGAAAAAGAGGACGUGAUCAUCCAGGUGUGACUACUGGGAGCAGCUGAUGUGUGGAAUGGUUUGAUUGGUCACUUUUACCGGGAGAUCGAGGAAUUUGUAAUUUAUUUGUAAUUUAUUUAUUUAAGAAGAGACAAUGUACAUGCAAAUCUACCAAUGUAGAUGCAACCGAGUUAGCUGGGGAUAUAGUUUUCAUCUGUAGCCCCUUGCCUGAUGUUAAGACAUCCUAAAAUAAAACUUUUUUUUAAAA
This is a messenger RNA of Plectropomus leopardus (leopard coralgrouper), 3341 nucleotides long. Its product is annotated as protein NLRC3-like. Lineage: Eukaryota; Metazoa; Chordata; Actinopteri; Perciformes; Serranidae. Gene Ontology annotation, molecular function: protein binding. The record is from RefSeq and is a predicted model, not a curated record.